UUUAUAGAUGUUAUUAAUGCUGUUUUAUCAAAAUUCGUGGAAUCAUAAACUCAAUCGAAUUUAUUAUUAUUGUAUUUUUUGAAUUGUUCCCACUUCACCACCGUUAACUUCAUCUCUAUUAAACCGCAGUAGCACGGAGAGAGAGAGAGAGAGAGAGAGAGAGAGAGAGAGAGAGAGAGAGAGAGAGAGAGAGAGAGAGAGAGAGAGAGAGAGAUAGAGAUAGAGAAGAAGAAGAAGAAGGGAAAGCUCAUUAAAAUGUAUGCAGCAGAAAAUGGGUUGAAGGGAGAUCCAAGACUUGAGGCAAUUUCUAACACAAUUAGAGUGAUACCUCAUUUCCCUAAACCAGGAAUCAUGUUUCAGGAUAUAAGCACAUUGUUUCUGAACCACAAAGUAUUCAAAGACACACUUGACAUUUUUAUCGAUAGAUACAAGCACAUGGGCUGCAUCUCUCUUGUUGCAGGAGUUGAAGCAAGAGGGUUCAUGUUUGGUCCAUCUAUUGCAUUAGCCAUUGGUGCCAAGUUUGUCCCUUUACGGAAACACGGAAAGUUGCCCGGCAAAGUAGUGUGCGAAUGUUAUGAGUUGGAAUAUGGUAAAGAUUGUCUAGAGAUGCAUGUUGAUGCUGUACAGGCAGGGGAUAAGGCAGUUGUUAUUGACGAUCUGAUCGCUACCGGUGGGACCCUAUCUGCCGCUAUUAAACUUUUGGAAUCUGUGGGGGCUGAGGUGGUCGAAUGUGCUUGUGUUAUUGGAUUGCCGGAGGUUAAGGCCAGUUUACAUACUGGUGGAGCCAAGUGAACUCAAACAAUCGUAAUGAUCAUCGUAACUGAGGUAUCGACGAUUUGUCUCGCGUUGAGAUGCUUAAUUAUUGAUCUGUUUUUAUGUUAGAGAUAAUUAUUUUUCCUUGUGAUCUUUGUUUACUGUUUCUGUACUUGCUGCAGAUCGAUUACAAUAUUUUCACAAUUAUAUUGUUUGCUUAUGUUUGUACUUGUCAAUUAUUGUAGCAAUUCCUACAAGGAUUUGGUCCAUUAAUCAUA
This is a messenger RNA of Erythranthe guttata (spotted monkey flower), 1031 nucleotides long. The record is from RefSeq and is a predicted model, not a curated record. NCBI's taxonomy places the organism in Eukaryota, Viridiplantae, Streptophyta, Magnoliopsida, Lamiales, Phrymaceae.